Molecule: messenger RNA, 2865 nt
Organism: Gopherus evgoodei (Goodes thornscrub tortoise)
Lineage: Eukaryota; Metazoa; Chordata; Testudines; Testudinidae
Gene: PIAS3
Product: protein inhibitor of activated STAT 3
Exons: 14
Coding region: 434-2347 (637 amino acids)
Biological process (GO): protein sumoylation; regulation of transcription by RNA polymerase II
Molecular function (GO): SUMO ligase activity; transcription coregulator activity; zinc ion binding
Source: RefSeq, a predicted model, not a curated record
ACUGAUUUGGAGAUGAAGGCUAUUUGUUCUUCAUCCCUUAUUACAACAGUUUGUGUGUUAAUAAACAAAGCAUUAUAAAUAUAAAUGGGUUUGAUUCUUGACUGGUUCUGGUUUCUAACUUUUUAUUUGUGUGACUGGAAGGAUUUUUUUACAUAACCACCAGCCUCCCACAGCAUCCGGUGCCAUCCCAUGAGUAUUUUUCUUUAUGCUCUUGUGAGUCGCAAAGUAAUCCCGAAAGUCCUGUUUUGCAUCAGAGGGGAACAAUGAUCUUGUGGCGAAACCAGUGGACUGAGAUUGAAGAUUUGGAUUCGGUUCUGGCUCCACCCCUGUCUUUCUUUGUGACCCUGGGCAGGUCGCUGUGCCUCCAUUCCCUGUCUGCAAAAUGGGAAUAAUACUUUCUCCUAUUCUGUGUGUCAUGUCUAUUUAGACGCACAUGGUUAUGAGCUUUAGGGUAUCAGAACUGCAGGUUCUCUUGGGUUUUGCUGGCAGAAACAAGAGUGGAAGGAAGCACGAGUUGCUUACAAAGGCGUUACAGCUGCUCAAAUCUGGCUGCAGCCCAGCUGUUCAGAUGAAAAUUAAGGAGCUGUACCGGCGAAGGUUCCCGAGGAAGAUCUUAACCCCUUCAGACUUAUCCAUGCUCCAUAUUCAGACAGGGCAACUGCCCUCCGCCACUGCACUGACGCAGGGCAGCACGGUGUGUCAUUUGCCCUAUGAUAACAGUUCAGCAGCUUCUACAGUGCCAACGGCUAUGUUGCCUCCGGUGCCUAUGCUGGGACCCAAACAUGAAACAGAUGUUCAGCACUUAUCCCCGCCCAUUCAUCCGGUCCAUCCAGAUGUCAAAAUGAAGAGGCUGCCCUUUUACGACGUCUAUGAUGAGCUGAUUAAACCCACCACAUUAGCAUCUGCGAACAGUCAGCGGUUUGAAGAGGCACACUUCACCUUUGCGCUAACACCUCAGCAAGUUCAACAGAUUCUCACCUCUCGAGAUAUCUUACCAGGUGCCAAAUGUGACUACACUGUACAGGUACAAUUAAGGUUUUGCUUGUGUGAAACCAGCUGUCCCCAAGAAGAUUAUUUCCCUCCUAAUUUAUUUGUCAAGGUCAAUGGAAAACUCUGCCCUCUGCCUGGCUAUCUGCCGCCCACUAAAAAUGGUGUGGAGCCAAAACGACCAAGCCGUCCCAUCAACAUCACUCCUUUGGUGCGGCUUUCGGCAACUGUUCCCAAUACGAUCAUCGUGAAUUGGUCCUCCGAGUUCGGCAGGAACUACUCUCUGUCAGUUUACCUGGUGAAACAGCUGACUUCAGUCACACUGCUACAGAAGCUGAGAGCCAAGGGCAUUCGGAACCCAGACCACUCCCGGGCCCUAAUCAAAGAAAAAUUAACAGCUGAUCCCGACAGCGAGAUAGCGACAACGAGCUUACGGGUUUCUCUCAUGUGUCCGCUGGGUAAGAUGAGGCUAAUAGUGCCCUGCCGAGCCAUUACCUGCACCCACCUCCAAUGCUUUGACGCGGCGCUCUACCUUCAGAUGAAUGAGAAGAAACCUACAUGGACCUGUCCUGUAUGUGAUAAGAAAGCCCCCUAUGACAGCCUGAUCAUUGAUGGGUUGUUCAUGGAAAUCCUCAACUCGUGCACAGACUGUGAUGAGAUCCAGUUCAUGGAAGAUGGCUCCUGGUGUCCCAUGAAGCCCAAGAAAGAAAACCAGGAGGUGUGCCCGACAUCUACGUACAAUGGGAUUGAGGCCAGCUCCCUUUACGCCGUGGGCUCUGACGGAAAGCAGUCCUUGGAGAGCAAAAAGAAAGUGGAGAUCAUCGACCUCACGCUGGACAGCUCAUCAGAUGAAGAGGAGCCUCCUAUCAAGAAACAGUGCCCUGUCUCCACGGUGGCUAUCCCGUCGGCAGUAGGGCCCAAGGGGGUGUUAAAUGUUGAUCACCAGCCCUCCUCUGUGCUUCGAAGUCCUCCCAUGGCAGCUAUCGGCAGCGACUAUCUCUCCAGCCUCCCAAUCCCUGAAUACCAUCCUUCCUACCAGGUGCCAUCAGAGAUUCAAGGUCUGGAUUUGUUUACCUUCCUUCAAAGUGAAAAUCAGCACUACAGCCCUUCCGUGAUCACAUCCCUGGAUGAGCAGGACGCCCUGAGCCAUUUCUUCCAGUACCGAGGCACGUCUACCCAUUUCAUGAACCCUCUGGCUCCUGUCAUGGCAGGAUCCCACAACAGCAUCAGCCCUGCCAGCGGCCGCAUCAGCAGCAUUGUCUCCACCACCACGCUGCGGGAGAGCCAUGGGCAUAGCGGGACAAUGAGUAGCAGCACAGCUCUCCCGGGCUGCAGGCCAGACAUCAUUUCCUUAGACUAGCCCCAAGCCCAGGGCAUGCUGGCAUCUUGUUUCCCCCGCCAAGGAUGGGAGAGAAAAGCAGAUUUCAGCAGCUGCUGUUGAGCUGGGUUUUUGUCUGGGAUGGAAAGGACCCAGCCCAUACCAGGUCUCCUAAGCGUGUGUCUCGGUCAGGGCAACACCCUUGUUACAUGCAACCUUGGAGCCUCACAGGCGUGGCUUUCAGUUCCGCACAUGCUUGCCUGAGCGUACUGGUACUGCUUGCUGGGGAGUGCCGGUGGCCAGCAGGUAAAUGCUGACCUCUGGUUAUCAAGACCAUUUUAAAACUGUGUUUUUAACUCUGUUGUUUGGUAGGAUUCUGCAGGAAGAUCCUACAGUGAUAAAUAAUCCCCCCCUUGGUGCUGUCCUGCUGGAACAGCACCAUCUAGUGGCCAAAGCAGGACUUAGCGGCCAUUCACCCCUGGGGAUCAGAGAAUAUCAGGGUUGGAGGGGCCAACCCCCUGCUCAAAGCAGGGCCAAUCCUCUGACAGAUUUUUGCCCCA